UUAGCUUAGCAAUGGCGAGCGUUGAUGGAGAGAAAGUAGUGAGCAACAAGCAGGUGACAUUGAGGGAUUAUGUCAGUGGUUUUCCAAAGGAAUCGGACAUGUACGUCACUACUGGUACCGUUAAAUUGAAGGUCACCGAAGGUUCCAAUGCUGUUCUGGUGAAAAACCUCUACUUAUCCUGCGAUCCCUACAUGCUUGACCUCAUGAGGCCAACCACGUCCCUUGAUGCCACCUACUUUGCCCCCUUUAAGCCCGGUUCGCCCAUUGCUGGAUAUGGAGUGGCUAAAGUUUUGGAUUCUGCGCAUCCAAACUUCAAGAAAGGAGACUUGGUUCGGGGAGUAACCGGGUGGGAAGAAUAUAGUCUCAUUGCGGAAACUGAUUUUCUGUUUAAAAUUGAACACACAGACGUGCCUCUCUCCUACUACACUGGAAUUCUUGGUAUGCCUGGUAUGACUGCCUAUGCUGGUUUCUAUGAAGUUUGUUCUCCUAAGAAGGGAGAAUAUGUCUUCAUUUCAGCAGCUUCUGGUGCUGUUGGUCAGCUUGUUGGACAAUUCGCAAAAUUGUUGGGUUGUUUUGUUGUUGGAAGUGCUGGAAGUAAAGAGAAGGUUGAUCUUUUGAAGAAUAAAUUUGGUUUUGACGAUGCUUUCAACUAUAAGGAAGAGCUUGACUUGGAUGCAGCUUUGAAAAGGUAUUUCCCAGAAGGCAUUGACAUUUACUUUGAGAAUGUUGGGGGUAAGACACUUGAUGCAGUGCUCCUAAACAUGAGAACCCAUGGCCGCAUUUCUGUAUGUGGAAUGAUCUCACAGUACAAUCUUGAUGAGCCUGAAGGUGUGAAAAAUUUGAUGGAUCUCGUUUACAAGCGAAUCCAUAUGCAAGGAUUUGUCGUUACUGAUUACUAUCACCUCUAUCCCAACUUCCUGGACACUGUGCUGCCUGGCAUCAGAGAUGGGAAGAUAGUGUAUGUGGAAGACAUAGCUGAAGGCCUUGAGAGUGGCCCGGCCGCUCUGGUUGGACUUUUCAGUGGUCGCAAUGUUGGAAAACAGCUCGUUGUAGUUGCUCGCGAAUAGUUUUUAGCUUGUCGUUUGCACAUGUUCAUGUUGUUGUUUAUUACUGUCGCUUGAUUGGCAACAUGGUUUAUUUUGGCAAAAUAAAGUAUACUCAUUUG
This is a messenger RNA of Corylus avellana, 1165 nucleotides long. Its product is annotated as 2-alkenal reductase (NADP(+)-dependent)-like. Gene Ontology annotation, molecular function: 2-alkenal reductase [NAD(P)H] activity. The record is from RefSeq and is a predicted model, not a curated record. NCBI's taxonomy places the organism in Eukaryota, Viridiplantae, Streptophyta, Magnoliopsida, Fagales, Betulaceae.